Messenger RNA from Prunus mume (Japanese apricot), 1239 nucleotides. RefSeq names its product CASP-like protein 5B3. Gene Ontology annotation, cellular component: plasma membrane. NCBI's taxonomy places the organism in Eukaryota, Viridiplantae, Streptophyta, Magnoliopsida, Rosales, Rosaceae. The record is from RefSeq and is a predicted model, not a curated record.
AUUAAAUAUACGCUCGUAGUGGCGCGUAGGGAGGAAGAAAACAGUUCGAUUAUUCAUUUCAUGUUGUGGGUGAAGCAUGCCAGAUUUGCCCACGCUAUUUGACUGCAGGCAUGUUGGUUGAGAGAGAGAGAGAGAGCUUUAGAAUCCCAGUUUUGGUUUGGCUGAUAUUAUCUUGAUUAAUUAAGCUUAGCAACUCUCUCUCUCUCUCUCUCUCUCUCUCUCUCUCUCUCUCUCUUGUAAAUUGCUGUCCAAGUACUCUUCUUUUCACAAUACUCAAACUUCCCAGUUGUAUACCAAGUCCUUUCUGGGUUAACUGAUUUUUGGGUCCUCUGUGUACUUUUAUUCUGAGAGCAAUAGUGGGUUGUUGAGGUUUGUGAUUUUUAGUUUGUGGGUGAUGUGGUUUGCCUUUCAAUGUUAAGGAAAGAUGGGUGCUUUCUCUGACCCAUUAAGAAUCUGAUACUUUUUUGGGUUUUGAGAGAACAAGGAAAUGAAGGAUUUUCCUGGGACGCCUGGGACUUUGACAGGGCUUCUUCUCAGGAUUUCCCAAUGCGUCUUUGCUGCUGGGUCUAUUGCUUCCAUGGCUACCACUGCCAGCUUCUUCAAUUUCACAGCUUUCUGCUACCUGAUUGCUUCAAUGGGUCUGCAAGUCAUCUGGAGUUUAGUGCUGGCAUUGCUAGAUGCAUAUUCCUUAGUGAAAAAGAAGGUCCUCCACAACCCUGUAUUGGUUAGCCUCUUUGUAGUUGGAGACUGGGUUACAGCAACACUGUCUCUUGCAGCCGCUUCUGCCUCAGCUGGCAUAACUGUGUUGUACUUUAGUGACUUGAGCCACUGCAAUUUUGGAGAGGAAUGUCAAAAAUACCAGAUGGCAGUUGCAUUGGCAUACCUGAGCUGGGUAACAAUUACAAUUUCUUCUCUAAUUAUGCUCUGGCUAUUGGCAGCAUGUUAGACCACUUGUUUGUAUAGGCCAUAGGAUUUGUUUCAUCUCAUUGUAGCCCUUCUUUGUCAUAUAUAUUUCUUCUUUUUUUUCUUCAGAACAGAAACAAGAAAUUGCAGUGUCAAUAGAAAAGGAAACAAACUGGAUAGAACAUAGCAGUACAAUAUUAAAAACUUACUCUCAUUAUGUUGUCUUUCCACUGGAAGAAGUGGGAUUAGAGUUGGGAAACAGUUGUAUCAAACUGGAAUUAUAAAAUGGAUAUACAUUUACUUGUAAAUUUGAAGGAUUAGCAGAAGGAAUUACUA